Messenger RNA from Amaranthus tricolor (Joseph's coat), 2374 nucleotides. Its product is annotated as vacuolar protein sorting-associated protein 25. Gene Ontology annotation, biological process: protein transport to vacuole involved in ubiquitin-dependent protein catabolic process via the multivesicular body sorting pathway. Bases 323 to 1402 code for a protein of 359 amino acids. Gene Ontology annotation, cellular component: ESCRT II complex. The record is from RefSeq and is a predicted model, not a curated record. The transcript has 2 exons. Lineage: Eukaryota; Viridiplantae; Streptophyta; Magnoliopsida; Caryophyllales; Amaranthaceae. Gene Ontology annotation, molecular function: protein homodimerization activity; structural molecule activity.
UUUUAAAUCAAACCCUAGACUUCCUUCAAUUACCAAACAGCGAUAUUCCUCCUCUAUGUUCUCUCCCGUUCUCCCUAAUCUUUCUCAUUAAAACCCCAAAACUACCAUAGCCCACCGGCCACCGCCAUCGGCCACUUAGGCACCUGCUGCCGGAUUCUGUAUCGCCGUUCAUCAUUCUCCCCAAACCUAACCUUAACUCGCAAAUCCCAAAACUUGUUGCAUGAAAUCUGGCUAACUUAUCAAGGUUGCAAAUAGGUUGUAAAAAAUUUGGCAAAAAAAGUUGAAGUGAAUAUGGUUGAGGGAAGAUCAAAAGGAUGAUAACAUGAUGAAGGGGAUUUCAGAAUCAAAGAGGAAGAUGGGUAGCUUGAGUGAGGUUUUGGAGAGGGAAAAAUGUAGGAGAACUGACGUUCCUGCUGUUGGGGGGUUGAGAAAAGAUGGUAAGAGGCAAGGAAAGCGUGGUGUAUUGGAGAAACGGGAAGGAGAGAGAUUGGAAAAUGCUUUUAAUGAGCAAGAUAGGAGUGGUAUUACAGAAGAAUCUGAUGAGGAACUGACCUUGGCUGAGAUGAAAUUGGAGGCAUUGAGGAGGAAUACUAACAGGAAUAAAGAAAAUGGGAAAAAAAUAGUUCAUAUUAGAGAGGACAAAGGAGUGGUGGAGGAGAAGAAGAGGCAGCUAAUGCUGAUCAAUAACAGGGAUAUGGAAGUCAUGACCGUGGAAGAUUCUGACUUUUAUGAUUUUGAUGAGGAUAGGGUUGAGAGGAGCUUUAAGAAAGGCCAAAUUUGGGCUAUAUACGAUGAUGAUGAUGGGAUGCCUAGGCAUUAUGGGUUGAUAGACGAGGUUGUUUCGGUGAAUCCGUUUCAGGUGCGAAUGAGCUGGCUGGACCUUCAAAAAGAUGGAGAUGAAAUGUGGUCAUCUUGGGAACAAAUGGGGUUUCAUAUAUCUUGUGGAAUAUUUAGGGUUGCUAAGAAGGAUACCACUGAUUUGUUGAAUAUCUUUUCUCACAUGGUUGAAUAUGAAAGAGCAGCAAGCAUGUUGUACAGGAUAUACCCUAAAAAGGGUUCAGUUUGGGCCCUGUACAAUGAGAUGGCAUUAAAUGUGGAAGGAAGGGAUUCUUCGUGUAGGGAUAAGCGAUGCUAUGAUAUCGUUAUAUUCCUAACAAAUUACAAUGAACUAGAUGGAUUGAGCAUGGCAUACCUUGAGAAGGUUGAUGGUUUCAGGGCAGUGUUUAAGAGGCAAGAAAUUGGGUAUCAUGCUAUUAGAUGGCUUGACAAGGAUAAAUUCAGGCUGUUGUCGCACCAAAUUCCUUCUAGGAAGCUCUCUGGGGAAGAAACUUCUCAUAUUACGGGCGAAUGUUGGGAGCUUGAUCCUGCUUCACUCCCGUCAGAUAUGCUUGCGAUUUAUUAGAUUAGUUGAAGUUGUAUUUGAUGACUGAAUACUUAGAAGUGUUGCUAAUGUCAAUUUUGGGUUGUAUUUGACACUUGUGGAACUUGCUCACCAUUUUAAUACCCAAAGAUCCUUGGACACUCAUCUUUAUUGACGUCCUUUGCUCAAGUGUUAUGCUUACUCAAGUUGGUGAUAACUAAUUUGAAUGAUGAUUGAUGUGAAAGAUGCUUUAUCAUUUAUAUUACUGAAUGCUAUUAGAACUCGGUUUUUAAUAGUUGCUAUGGUAAAAAGGAAUGAAGCUAGAGUACAAAUUAGCGUCAACGUUUUGAGGAGAAAAUAUUGAUGGGAGACCAUUGUAUUUUUUCGAACAGCUUAUGAAUGGAACAAUUGCAUCUUACAUCCUAUCUAGUGUUUGGCAUAAGGCUAGCAAGAAUGUUUUUUGUUUCAAUGCCCUAUACAAGGCUCAGGUGUUGCAUGAGUUGGAGGAUAGUUUACGUAAACAAUUGAAUGAUUUUUGAAAUGUAAAGUUGUACUGGACACUACAAGUCUACAAUCCGAACCAUGUAAUCUUUACUCAUACUCAUUUUUAUUAAUAUUGAUCUACUUCUAUAGAGUAUUAUUUUAGAAAUAAUCAUAAAGUUGUUCAUUUCCCAUAACUAUAAUGUUUGUGAGGUUUCUAAUUUUUGAUUGACUGCAAAUUAGUUUAGUGUUUCCUUUCGGUCCUUUAUCACUAUAAAUUACGAUAUAUACAAAGAAAGUCAUGCUACAUUCUCAUUGGAAUAACACCUUCAUAUAUCUAAGUAUAUCCUUUUAUGUCAUUGGUGCUUCAGCUGCAGUUGAUUCCUUUUUCAAUUUGGCAAUUGCUUGCGUAGUCUGGUUUGUUUAUAAAUCUCGUUGUCGUCGGAGUUUUGGUGUUUUAGCUUCAAGUCGAUGUGUCUAUAUAUGUAUUUCCUUUGAAUUUAGUGUAAAGAAAAAGGAUUUGGAUUGUUUUUU